UUACACCAGGGGGCCGCCAUGUUGGCUGGGGGAUUGUGGGAUAGAUCCAACAUGGCGCUGCCCAUGUGCGGAAAAACUGCGAGCUGCCGACUUUUCAUGGUUUCCGCACCGAGAUGGGGCCUGGCCGUGGAGCAGGUUCGUACCGUGGUGUGGCACGAAACGUACCAAGAGCCUGUGGUGGAUAAGGAGUACUUCCGUAAGCCGGAGGAGAUUGACGGCCUGGCGCACACACGCCCCGUCAAGUCUGCCCUCCCCACACAGUCAACCUCCAUCUUCCACUACCCUGAAGUCACAAAGUUCACCAGCUACGUUAUGAAAAAAGGAGAAAGAGCUCUGGCCAGGUCCAUUGUAGAAAAGGCGUUCGAACACAUGAAGAGACACCAGAUAAAGAAGUACCACGAGGCCCCGCCCGAGGAGAAGCCGUACAUCGACUGUAAUCCCGUCCGCAUCUUCCACACGGCCAUCGAGAACUGCAAACCUGUGGUCGGCGUGCAAAGUGUCAAACGGGGAGGAAAAACCUACCAGGUUCCCACACCCCUAACAGACAAGAGGAGACGGUUCUUGGCCAUGAACUGGAUGAUCGCGGAGACCAGAGACAACAGAGACUGGCCGUCGCAGAGCUUUGCUAAAAAACUGUCCUCCAACUUAUUAGAAGCCUAUCAAGAACAGGGAAAGGUUGUCAGAAAGAAGUAUGAUCUCCACAAACUGGCCGAUGCCAACAAAGCCUACGGACACUUCAGAUUCUGGUAGAAGCGGGACAUUUGUGAUUAUAAGGAAUCAGACCAUGUUGAUUAAAUUUUGCUUAGAAUGGAUGAAAUCUACAUGUGCAUCAAUUUUCAUCCGUUUCCAAAAACAAGAAGUUUUUGAUGUAGAAAGGAGCUUCAAAAUUAGCAAAUGUAUGCUGUAAAUUGCAAUAAAGAUAUCAGAAAUUAGAUACCUACAUGUUUGUUGUAGAAUGCCAUAGUCAAUUCUGAGGAUGUGAAAGAAAAAAAAUGAAGAAUCUAUUGUUGGGUAGACCCAUACUGUGUGUGUUAAGGUAUUUGUUUAAGCUUCUGGCCACUUAGAUUUGAUAAUGAAGGAAGUAUUUUUUUUGGGGGGGGGAGGGAACUUUAUUUUUUAUUUGCACACUCGCAUCAGUUUUGGGUUCCCAGAGAAUGUCAUUCAAAUGAUCACAUCCACAUGGCCUUGUGGUAAAUUCUAGAAGAACCAGGUGAUACUUCAAGAAUGCAGGGACCUACUAAGUCUAAGAGAGCACCAUCUUCAGCAAUUAUAAGAUGUGACGGGGGAAAAGACCAAAUGGAACUGUACAACAAGGUACUACAUGCAUGUUUUAGGUGAAGUCACAAAAAUGGCAAAAUUUGUGCUGUAGUUGAGAACAAAAAAUCAGCAAAGAAAAAUAUGAAUGAAGAAGAUAUUUCUUUGUUCUGGAUAUUGACAAAUGCUGUAUAUGUUCAGACCAGUAGCAUUACAAGUGUUACCACCAACAAGACGUGUUGUAGUUAAGGACUGUAGUACAGUAAAAUCUUGUCAAGUAACCACCUCCAGGCGCACAAUAAACCACAUUGAAACAGUC
Branchiostoma floridae (Florida lancelet) is the source of this 1573-nucleotide messenger RNA. Its product is annotated as 28S ribosomal protein S7, mitochondrial-like. Gene Ontology annotation, molecular function: mRNA binding; structural constituent of ribosome; rRNA binding. Gene Ontology annotation, cellular component: ribosome. The record is from RefSeq and is a predicted model, not a curated record. Gene Ontology annotation, biological process: ribosomal small subunit assembly; translation. Bases 19 to 750 code for a protein of 243 amino acids. The transcript has 6 exons. NCBI's taxonomy places the organism in Eukaryota, Metazoa, Chordata, Leptocardii, Amphioxiformes, Branchiostomatidae.